Molecule: messenger RNA, 1691 nt
Organism: Paraphaeosphaeria sporulosa
Lineage: Eukaryota; Fungi; Ascomycota; Dothideomycetes; Pleosporales; Didymosphaeriaceae
Exons: 2
Coding region: 340-1566 (408 amino acids)
Biological process (GO): protein N-linked glycosylation
Cellular component (GO): Golgi membrane
Molecular function (GO): glycosyltransferase activity
Source: RefSeq, a predicted model, not a curated record
CCUCCGACGCGCCUUGAGCUUAGCUGAGCCUGCCGACGCGGCUCCGCCAUACUCAACUGCUGAUUCUCCAGAUCUACACCUCGCUCGUUCUCUUCUUGUGUUGUUUCUCUUCUACUGCUACCUAUUUUGUUGUUGGGUUUCUGAUUGCGCGUUCCGCCUUCGUCCGCAGCUCCUUCCGCGCAGCCAGGGCAUUCCGCGCAGCCAGGGCAUUCCGCGCAGCCAGGGCAUUCCCCAAGCCACGUUCACAUCUGGCCGAACGACACAGAAGCCGACCUCAUCCGUCCCCUAGGAACCGCUACCCAGCCCUCGGAUCCGCGCCACCAUUCCUUUACGCAUGCCAUGUCUGCGAACACCAACUAUGCCUACACCUCGCUAGCCAACAUAGCCUCCGGGCCUCAUGCGCGAUGGCGACGCAUCCUUCUGAUCGCCUUGAUCCCGAUGCUGUGCGCCUUCGUCUAUAUCGCACUUGAACCAAGUGCGAUACCUUCGUAUAAGGGCUCGCAGUACCCUUACCAGCACAAUGUAUCCAUCCCCGAUGGCGAUACGUCCAUGGCUGCCGUUAUCAAAGCCCUCUACGAGCCGAUAUUACACCCGGUCGCCGCCGCAAAUUUUACCGACGACGAAGGACAGGUGUACCGCCUGCACGGCGAACCGCGCUUCAAGCAAAAAUUGGGGAAGAAGGUCUUGGUUCUGGACAUUGAUAGCCGGCCUUUGAAUAAGCCGGGCCAGCUCAUGGAUGAUGAGCUUGUGUGGAAGGGCGGGGAAGGCAUUCGAGCCUUAUCAGCCGGCAUGCUGAGCCACUAUACCUAUGCCAUGAUCCACGGUUACGACUACAAGUUCGUACGCGCUCCCGACUACGAGGACCGCUGGGGUACCUGGGUCAAGGUACCUGUGAUGAAGGAGGCCCUAAAGACUCACGACUACAUUCUUUUCAUGGACUCGGACGUUAUGCUCCACUUUCCGCACCUUCCGCUCGAGUGGCUACUCAACUACUGGAACCUGACCAAGGAGACCCUCAUCAUGAUGUCGCUCGACCCCGACGAGCCGCAGAACUACGACUCACGAGGCAAUCGCUACCUCAACACCGGCUUCGUCAUUGCGCAGCAGAGCGAACGCACGCAGGAGAUGUUCAAAGUGUGGGCCGAGUGCCCUGAUGAAGGACGCUACCAGGGCUGCGCGAAGUGGAAGCUCGAGAUGUUUCACGAGCAGGCCGCGUUCGGCAACUACGUCCGCUACGACUUCGACCGCCCCGAGGACGUGAAAGUACUGCCCUGCGUAGAGGCGAAUGGCGCGCCCGAAGCCGAGAAUCGCGGUGGCUGCAAAGGAACCUUUGUGCGCCACUACUGGGUGAAUAAGGGCCUUGUCUCGAAAGCGCUCAGCGACCAAGUCAUGCAGUACUUUGUACCGAGAUUGCACCAACUCUAUCACAAAUCCGGCGGAGACCACGUAGUCAAUGCUAAGGGCAACUACCGACUGCAAGGCGCCGAGAUGAUCGAGCUGACCAACGAAGAAAAGCAGGCGCUGAAGAACGACGAGGGCAAGAACCAAAAGGAUGAGGGCUGGUGAAAAAGAUUUGCGACUUAGAUACCCGGACUUGUCCUCAAUUUCUUGAUUGGCGUUGGCGGCUGCAUCGCAUUGGCGUUUCUUUUGGAUAUAAACCUUUUGGCUGUUGCGACUCUACCUCCCUGCGA